Messenger RNA from Theileria equi strain WA, 189 nucleotides. RefSeq lists its product as hypothetical. The transcript has 2 exons. Lineage: Eukaryota; Apicomplexa; Aconoidasida; Piroplasmida; Theileriidae. Bases 1 to 189 code for a protein of 62 amino acids. The record is from RefSeq and is a predicted model, not a curated record.
AUGAAAUUCAAAAUUGGUAAUGCUAUGGAAAAUGUGGGUGAAGGGAUCAUGCAAAUCAUGGAUAACUGUGUCAACAUAGAAAUCCUAGAAGAAAAGUCUCAAAUGCUCAACAAACAGGCUGCAGUGUUUCAACAUGAGGCAAAAGCUCUAAACAACUUUUACAAGCGAGAACGAAUAAUUGUUAGAUAA